This is a messenger RNA of Toxorhynchites rutilus septentrionalis, 2016 nucleotides long. RefSeq lists its product as uncharacterized. The record is from RefSeq and is a predicted model, not a curated record. NCBI's taxonomy places the organism in Eukaryota, Metazoa, Arthropoda, Insecta, Diptera, Culicidae. The transcript has 3 exons. The coding region runs from base 1 to 2016 and encodes 671 amino acids.
AUGCUUCACCAACCCUCCAAUGAUCGCCCACCUACUCAGUCGAAACCACCAACACCUCUCGUUCAGAAUAUCGCACCGACGAAUCAGAAAGCACAACCUAAUUCUUCAAACCAAUCCUCACAACGUUCCGUAUCGUCUUCGCUAACCCAAACGCCAUCAGCCUCUGCCACCGUCUCUAGCCUCGCUUCCACCACAAUGGUUGGAACAAAUCGGAAAGUUCCAGCAACAGUGUUACUACAAACAGCGAUAGUGAAGGUUUACAAUUCUAACGGUCAAAUGCAGUGGGCCAGAGCAUUGCUAGAUCCUGCUUCACAGUUGAUUCUCAUUACCGAGAACCUCGUUCAAAAGCUUAAGUUGCGCCGCCAUCCCGAUCGUCAGGAGAUCGGUGGUGUAGCUAAAAAUAUCGACAUCUCGCUUUGGAAUCUUCCUCCACAUAUUGUCCUAGCAGAUCCAAAUUUCGACAAACCUGGACCGAUAGACAUACUCAUAGGUAUGGAAAAAUACUACGACUUAUUACUUGAUGGAUGCUCCAGAAUAACUCCGGAAAAGGCGAUCCUUCAAAAUACGGUCCUCGGUUGGGUGGUAUCAGGGAAGGUUGGCAAUGACUCACAUCCAGCCCGAGCCCCUAUAGUGGCUCAUGUAUGCAGCAGCGAUGGGCUUGAUGCUCAGUUGUCCCGAUUCUGGGAAAUGGAAUCUUGCUGGUCUGAUAGCACGCAUUCCGUCGACGAAAAUUUGUGUGAAGAGCAUUUUGCAGCUACAACGUUUCGCAAUAACACUGGUCGAUUUGUGGUUACUCUUCCCAAACGACAUUCGGUACUAACUGAGUUGGGUAACUGUGAAGAGAUAGCAACUAGAAGGUUCAUUGCCUUGGAACGCCGACUUGAUACGCAGCCUGCGCUGAAAAAGGCGUACACAGCGUUCAUAGACGAAUACCUCAAGUUGAAUCACAUGAGAGAAAUUACAAACGUAGAAAAACCAAAAUCAUCUAAUCCUACCUAUUUCUUACCGCACCACGGUGUUGAAAAGACAGACAGUACUACCACCAAACUGAGGGUAGUUUUCGAUGCCUCUUGUCGGACAGAAACCGGAAUCUCGUUGAAUCAAGCUCUAAUGGUGGGUCCAGUCGUCCAAGACGAUCUGUUCUCCAUACUUCUCCGGUUUCGAGUACAUCGUUUCGCAAUCAUCGCAGACAUCGAAAAGAUGUAUCGCCAGAUACGACUUUUACGUGGAAUAGACGUGUUGAGCGGAAUAGACGACGAAGAACAAGGAAAAACACUCUGCAAGGAUUUAAUAAAUGUGUUGCAGUCAGCCGGCUUCAGCUUACGUAAAUGGGCAUCAAACUCCGCCACCAUACUUUCCGAAAUUCCAUCGGAAUUGUACGACGAACGUUCGAUAUUCAACCUAGAUUCGAAUCCUCUACCCAUCAAAACUUUGGGUUUACAGUGGGAACCAUCCUCUGACAGAUUUCGCUACACUGUUCCUAAAUGGUCGCAACCAAAAUCCAUCUCGCGUCGUAUCGUUAUUUCGGAUGCAGCACGACUCUAUGAUCCCCUCGGUUUAAUUGGUCCUGUUAUAGUUCUCGCAAAAAUAAUUAUCCAAACACUUUGGCGAUCCUCCAAGUACUGGGACGAUCCUUUGGACGAAGAUAAGCAGCGUUACUGGUUCGAAUUCCGCAACAAUUUGGAAGAUGAUUCUAGCAUUUCCGUACCCCGUUGGUUAAUCUGCAAUGACUCCCCAACGGUCAUCGAAAUUCACGGCUUCUGUGAUGCCUCCGAAAAGGCAUACGGAGCAUGUCUUUAUUUGAGAACCGAAUCAAUAAAUGGAAUUCGAUCAGUGUUGAUGACAGCCAAAUCUAAAGUAGCUCCUCUAGGAGAUUCAAAAAGGCAGAAACGAGUUUGCCUUCCAAGAUUGGAACUAUCGUCGGCUCUUCUAUUGAGUCACUUGUACACUAAAGUGAAAUGCAGCGUUCCACUGACUACCAAAUCAUUUUUCUGGACUGAUCUGGAUCUGGACUGA